CCGCCCCCAGCGCCCGCGCCUUGCUGGGCCUUGGCCUCUCCCUUGCGGUGCGGCUGUGUGUGCGGGCUCACAGGCCGUGCCUCCCUCCAUUCCCUCCCUUCAUCUCCCUUCUCCUGGCCUUCCUCAGGCAGAGCGCGCUCUGACUGUCCGAGCUCUGUCGGUUCCCCGGCCAUGCAGCGGCACGUCCCUGUGCACGCCUUGCCCGAGGCGAUUCAGAAGAUGUCUCGGGACCAGACGGUGUGCAAGUACUGUGGCAUCAGCUAUUUGAUACUGCAUGAGUUUAAGGUGAUGGAAGAAAAAAUAAAAGCAAUGGAAAAGGAGAUUAAGUUUUAUGAAGGAAGUCUAGAACGGGAAAAGGGACUUCAAGAAGAACUGCAGUCCCUUUACCAAGACCUUGAGCGCUGCCGAGCUGAUGGGAAAUCCAAAACAGAAAGGAUAACAAGCCUAACAAUGGAGUUAAAAACCAAACAAGAUGAACUGAAGAAUGUGAAAGAAGAUUUGCGGUAUUUCCAGGAAGAAAAGGAAGCUGCCCAUAAGCAAUCCCAGGUGCUCAGAAGUACACUGGAACACCAUUGCUCAACUCUGAGCAGGGCUGUCUCUCUGUUUCCUUUCAUCAGAAGAGAACUAGAAAGUAUUAAGGAAGUUGUGUCCAGUAACCUGGAGAGCUGGGCUGCCCUGAAAGAAGAAAUUUUUCAACAAAUAAGAACUGUUAGCAAAGAAGCUUUGACAGAAAUACCCAAACUGAAUCAAAAGUUAGCAAAAUCCCAGAGGGAGAAUGAGUGCCUUCAGGAAAAGGUAAAACAUCUGACUCUGGUGGCUGAUACGGUUGAGCUGAAGACUCAACAACUUCAAACUUCUCUUCAGCAAGGGAGUGAGCUACAAAGCAGAUGCCGUGAGCUACAAAAGGAAACAUUAGAUUUAACUAAUCAAGUCGAGACCACUGAGCACAAGCUGCAGAAGGUAACAGCUGAGAUGGAUCACUACAAAAAGCUGCUAAUGGUGAAAUCAGCAGAACUUGAUGUGUGUCAAAAUGAAAUGAAAAAAAUGAAACAUGAAAAUGGAAUUUCUGAGUCAAGACUUGCAAAAGAGCUCAAGGAAAAGGAAGAAUCUCUACUGAUUUGCCAACAAGUAUGCAAACGUUUGCAGGAGGAGGUGGCUGAGAAGGAGAGGAAAGAAGGAGAUCUGAGAAGAAGAACCAGUCAAUCCGAAAGUGAACUGGAAACACUUAAAGCUCUUCUCACACAAACAGAGGAAGAGGUGGUGAUGUUGAAGCAAGAAAGGGAGUUAAUGCUGAUUUCUCAUCAGAACAGAACAGAACAGCUGCAGGAAACAUUAAGGCAGAAGAUGCGGAAUGAAGAUAACUGGAGGGAGAAGGUGGAGAUGGAUCUGGCCAAAGGUGAAGCACGGCACAAAGAAGCAAUUCUCAAAGUCAGAGAAGAAGCCAGAGUGGAACUGGACUCUGAAAGACAAAAGCAGCAAGAACUAAUCACAAAAUACCAGAGAGAUCAGGAAGAGCUCCAGAAGAAGAUACCUGAAUUGAUAUCCAGUGCCACCAACAGCUUACGGAUGGAGGCAGAAAUUCUUGAAAAGAAGCUACAAGAUGUCCAGAUCGAACUUGCAGAGAAAGAUCAAGAGAAAGAAAAAGAAAUUCAGAGCCUUAAAAGGCUGGUCACUGAACUUGAAUUUCAGCUGAAGGUGGAACAGAACAAUAACGAAUCAUUACUGGGUAAUCUGAGGAAAGAAAUUAAACACAAGUCAGAUGAACUGGAAGAAUUAACCCAGGAGAGGACGCAGCUGAUUCACAGUUUGAGUCAAGUGCAAGAGGAGAACACUCUUCUCCAGGAAACGGUGCGCAGAGAGUGCGAGGAACGCUAUGAGCUGACUGCAGCUUUGACUCAAGCCAGGGAACAAGUGCUGCAACUCAGAAAGCUCAGUGGAAACUUGCCGUUAUCGCCGCGUUCCCUGCCUCGGGGCAGCCUAACCUCCUCCCCUGCUCUGCGUGCUGAUUACGGGCGCAGCGGCCGCCCCGGCCCAGGGGGGGCCGUCCAUCCCUCCGGGCAGGUCGGUAUUCCCCGAGCUGUGCAGGCACCCGCUGGCAGACCCAGCAGCGGGACUUUGCCAGCUCUCAGAGGCCGGGAGAGCGCGGCCAGGAGAAGGCAGCGGAGCCAACUGUGACACGUGGGGGAGCCCUGCGGUGUCAGCCGUGGGCCCUGGGCAUCAGGUGUUGAUGAUGAACUUGGUGCGAUUCUACAGCUGAGAAUGAAGUUACGUCCUGAGAUGUUUUUGAUGCAACAAUGUUUAUUUGUCCGUUGCGCAUCAGUGUAAUUAAAUGCUAUCUACGUUCCGAGAUGGGAAAAGAAUGAAAAAAUAAUUGCCUCUCAAAAAGGUGCACGUAUUCAAGAAGUGUAAUUAAAAUAAUUACCAACUUCAAAGGCUGUUCUCCCUUAAGCACUUUGUUGGAAUUUUCCCAUUUUGUAUGUUGUGUUGUCCCUUGUAACUUCAUUGUGUGUUUCUGGUGUAAAAAUGCAGUUUGUUUGGUUAGAACCAGAUUUAUGCCAUCGUUUCAUGGAGCAGCGUGCAGCCAUUGCUGGGCAGCCUCCCCCAGACACUGCAGCCAUCUUCCCAACAGUGCCAGCACGGACCUGAGCUACUCAGCUGGGGAGAAGUUGGAUGGGAGCACCCUGGGGAUUGUCAGAGCAGCAGGAUCGCUGAGGCUGCCUGCUCCUAGUUGGGUUUUAGGACUGGGCUCUUUCUGCAUUUGGAAACAUGGAGUUGCUGGUUUGCAGGAUGCUUGUAAGCACAAAUACAUUUGUACUUGCACCAUGAACCUUGACUAUAUCAUUUCCGAGUGGUGAGGUGGCCCUGUGUGUGCCAAAGUGACCACGUGUCAUGGUGCUGGAGUAAGAUAGAAUUGCUUUGCUGAAUCCAGUGGCAUAGCAGGGAAUACAUGUCACAUAAUAAAGUUAGUGGGAGAAGCAACCAUGGCAGAUUUGGCAUCCUGGGCUCGAUUUUGAGGUGCACUUUGUCUUACUCAGCUUCUGUUCCCACCGAACCUUUACUGACCCUUUCCAUUACUGAACCUUAACCUCAGUGGUAGCAGAGUGCAUCCAAAAGCUCAGAAAUCCCCUACUCUCAAAUUCAGAAAGCAGCAGGAAUUCAGUGGCAACAAUCAAUCGUAGGCACAGCGGAGAUACCUGGAAGCAAAGUCACAGGAGAAAUCCUGACUACUUUGAGCUUGAAAAGUGUUACUCUGUUACCCACCUGCAGCCUUCCUGUGCUGAAGGAGCAGACCUUGGUUGAGGCACUCUUGAAAUGGAGCGAGCCACAAAUCUUCCCAAGCUGCAGUUUUCCAUCUGGAACCUUGAAUUGCUGCUGAGUUAAGAACUCAGAACCGAAUGGAUGCGUUGAUGCAGGAGGUUCUGGGCAUGAAGCCUGUCUGAAGGCACGAGGAAGUGGCACCAGCUCAGGUCUGAGCACUCACUCCAAGCUGCAGCACAGCCUCAGUUCUGACAGAGAUUCGGAUUGGCAGCAGUGACAGUUUGGAAUCCAGGCGGCGCGCUGAGCAGGAGGCACAGCUGCAUGCAGCAGACUCAGAGCAUUUCACUUUCCAUUUCUUGCUGGCUGCAGGGUGUGGUGGGCUGUGUGCUGCUGCUCAGCAUUCGGAGGAGCUCACAACGGGAGCAUCAGUGCCUGACUGUGGUGGAUGCAAAGAAACCAUCUGCGAUCUGAGGCGUGUGGAAGGUCUGUAAUGCUGCAGACAACCUCUGAACAAAGUACAAAAGGAGACAGUGAAGCAUGUCGGUCACAGGAUGGGGCAGGGGUGCACUUUUAAGGGGUUUCUUCAGGUCGAUUGUGGAAGCAGCUUGCUCUCAGCACAGCUACAACCAUGGACAACUUGAGGGCCAGUGCCUUUUGCUGAAAUGGCAUGAGAGGGAGCUGGAGCUGUCUGUGCUUUAGAAUCACAGAAUCAUUAAGGUUGGAAAAGACCUCGGAGAUCCCCAGCCCACCAUGCACAGGGCCCACAUCCCUCCGUGCCAUAUCCUCACAGUUUGGACCCCCUGCUCCCUGAGCAGCUGUACCAGUGUCUGACCACUCAGAGAAGAAAUUUUUCCUGAUUUCCAACCUGAAGCUCCCUUGGCACAACAACUUGUAGCCGUUGCCUCUUGUCCCAUGUGGUUUUCUAGUUUUUUGGCUUACUGUAGUCUUUGUGCUGUUUGGUGACUUUGGGCAAUAUUCUUAGCAGCCGUUUCAAUCUGAGUGCCAUCAGGUGACUGGUACCUUCAGCAUAGAUUUCACAUGCAAAAUGAUAUUUCUCAAAGCCUCUCUGUGAAAGCCGGGGUGCCUGUCCUGUCCCUGGCAGACCUGUUGUGCAUCCUGCCAAACCUUGUGCACUGAAACUGUGGGCUGGCUCUCAGUUCCACAUUUCUGCAUACAGAUGGCUCAAUAUGCCCUUCUGCUUGAAGCUGUCUGAUGACACCUGGGCAGAUGAGAGCCAGAGGAGCAUGGAGCAUGCUGGCCCUUUUCCACCUGGGAGCAGUUAUGGUAAAUCUGGGAAACGUGGCUUUUUUAUGGCAAAGGUAAGAGUAGAACACGUGUUCAAAGCCAAGGUCCACACUUCCUGUCCCUUGCCCUAUCCCCUCCUGCUGCUUCCUGAGAUGCAGCUUUCCUAGCAGCUCACCCCACCCCCAUCAUUUCAGGGCCAAAGUGGAGGCUUUGGGCUGGAGGAAGCGCAGAGGCCCAAAUCCAAAAUUGGGUGGCCCUUCUCUCAGCAGCAUGGCGUUGUCCUGAGGGAUGGCUCAGUUUUGGUGGGUGUCGAGCACUUGUGGUCAGCAGCAGCCACAGCCAACUCUGCUGUAGUUUUCACUCACUGAAGGAGUAAACAGCAGAGAAAGUGUGGAAUAGUGUGGGGUGGUCCCGGCUGGGAGUCAUGGGGUGAUGACAUUUAGCAGAGGAAAGUUUCAGCACAGCGCAAAGGAAAAUGUCCUGAGGCUGUGCUGGCCCUCAGGGGGAUGGGAAGAGCCCCAUGGCCUGAGUCACCGGGGUGGGCAGGAAAGAGCCAUGGAAAAUGGGCAGUCAGGAGCAGCCCUGCUGGCAGCAGCCUGUGACCUACAUGGGAUUUUCCGACUCCCAGUUUAUGUGAAGUGGAAAGUGACUUAUUUUGCUUAACUUUGCUUUCCUCUAAUGAGUAGUACCUAGAGGGGAGGGAGGUGCAGAGCUUGGGGUAAGGAGCAGGAGCAGCACUUCCCCAUUGCUGCUGGUUCGGGCUGGGGGUCGCAUCUCUGUGCUGCCCACAUGUCCCUGCAGUGGCACUGCUUGCAUAUCCCUGAGAAACGAGACAACCCAGGUGGUGCAGGGGUGCCUCUCUUACCUCAAGAGUUGCUGCUUUUUCUCCAUAUCCAGGUCAGCUGAGAGGCACUGAGUCGGCAGCACGAUGUGGGGAUGGAGAUACCCCCAGAAGGGUGUUUGGAAAGUCCUGCAAAUCCACCAGAACUGCACGUGAUGAAGGGUAACUGUGCACAAAGUGCUGAGGAGGGCAGGCUGCCUCUCCUCACAGGAAUCCGAGACUGAUGCUGCUUUCUGAGCGCUGCCUGUUGUGAAUCACUGGCUUUGAUGGGAAUCCAUUUAGGCAUCCAUUUCUGCAGCUGUUUCCUGUGUAUGUGGAGCAUUGUGUGAGCUGUAGGAGUGUUUCAAGUUACCAGGACAGGGUGGUCACUUUAAUCAUCGUGAAGAUCUGAACAAAGAACCACAUGUGCAUUUUGGGAAGAGUACCUCAAAAAAGGAACACCAGCAACCCCCAGAAGUGUGCAGAAAGAGAUUCCUGCUAAAAAUAGCAGCAGCACCUCCUCGCAGGGUUACUGAGGCAGCUGCUGGAGCUCAGAGGAGACUGUAAUUCAUAUGCUAAAGCCACACAGGGAUGGCUGGGCUUUGUAAUUCCUGUGCUAUAAAGCGAAAGAAAGAAGCGAAAGUUACAUCUGAAGAGCCCACAGAAAUUCAAGAGGGUGAGGAUAUUCCACUCCUGCUGUGCUCCUCAUGGAAGGAAGCACCACUGUACCAGGGGAUGGCACUGAGGAUUCUGUUGGCACACACAGCACACCUAGCAGGUGCUGUGGAAUUACUUGCAACCCUUCCCUUGCUCCAUCACACUAGCAGCUGCUGCUGUUUCGUGUUGUCGCACCACGU
Lagopus leucura (white-tailed ptarmigan) is the source of this 6180-nucleotide messenger RNA. RefSeq names its product leucine, glutamate and lysine rich 1 (gene LEKR1). The transcript is spliced from 18 exons. The coding region runs from base 172 to 2175 and encodes 667 amino acids. The record is from RefSeq and is a predicted model, not a curated record. Lineage: Eukaryota; Metazoa; Chordata; Aves; Galliformes; Phasianidae.